Messenger RNA from Choloepus didactylus (southern two-toed sloth), 1302 nucleotides. RefSeq names its product vacuolar protein sorting-associated protein 37A-like. The record is from RefSeq and is a predicted model, not a curated record. Bases 26 to 946 code for a protein of 306 amino acids. The transcript has a single exon. Gene Ontology annotation, biological process: ubiquitin-dependent protein catabolic process via the multivesicular body sorting pathway; protein targeting to membrane; protein targeting to vacuole. Gene Ontology annotation, cellular component: ESCRT I complex. NCBI's taxonomy places the organism in Eukaryota, Metazoa, Chordata, Mammalia, Pilosa, Megalonychidae.
UUAUCCACCAAUACGGCAUCACUUAAUGGAUAAACAAGGAGUGUAUGUUACCUGUCCAUUAGUAAACAAUUUUACAAUGCACUCAGAUCUUGGAAAAAUUAUUCAAAGUCUAUUGGAUGAGUUUUGGAAGAAUCCUCCAGUUUUGGCUCCCACUUCAACAGCAUUUCCAUACCUAUAUAGUAACCCAGGUGGGAUGCCUCCUUAUGCUUCUCAGGGUUUUUCAUAUCUUCCUCCAUAUCCCCCACAAGAAGCUAACAGGACCAUCACUUCUGUAUCUGUUGCUGACACUGUUUCUUCAACCUCAAGUUACACCACAGCUAAACCCGCUGCUCCUUCAUUUGGUUUCCUUUCAAAUCUGCCGUUACCUGUUCCCACAACAGACACUUCUGCACCGGUAAGUCAAAAUGGUUUUGGAUACAAGAUGCCAGAUGUCCCUGAUACAUUUCCAGAACUCUCAGAACUAAGUGUGUCACAACUCACAGAUAUGAAUGAACAGGAGGAGAUAUUACUAGAACAGUUUCUUACUUUACCUCAACUAAAACAAAUUAUUAAUGACAAGGAUGACUUAGUAAAGAGUAUUGAGGAGCUGGCAAGAAAAAAUCUCCUUUUGGAGCCCAACUUGGAAGCCAAAAGGCAGACUGUUUUAGAUAAGUAUGAAUUACUUUCACAAAUGAAAUCUACUUUUGAAAAGAAGAUGCAAAGGCAGCAUGAACUCAGUGAGAGCUGUAGUGCAAGUGCCCUACAGGCAAGAUUAAAAGUAGCUGCAUAUGAAGCUGAGGAAGAAUCUGAUAAUAUUGCUGAAGAUUUCUUGGAAGGAAAAACUGAAAUAGAUGAUUUUCUUAGUAGCUUCAUGGAAAAGAGAACAAUUUGCCACUGUAGAAGAGCCAAGGAAGAGAAACUUCAACAAGCAAUAGCAAUGCACAGCCAGUUUCAUGCUCCACUAUAGAUUUUCCUGAAACAUGAGCUACCAAGAGAGGAAUGGGACAAACAACUAAGCACAUUGUUUUAUAUUUAUGAUUUGUGAAUUGUCCUUUCAACCCAGUGGCUGAAUUCAUAGACAAACUAUAUAUAUUGUAUACAAAACUGAGACUGAUUUUGUACAGAUUAGAAUGAUUGCUGUGAUCUUUGCCUUGAGAAAUUUUUCUGUACUCUUUGCACUAAAAAUGUUUAUUUAUUGUUGAUCAAUCCUAUCAUAUUUAAGUUCCAGCGCUGUUCCCCUCUUAUUAGAGAUUAAAUAUCUGUGCAUGUCAUUAGCUUUUUGAUACUUUAUAAAAUUUACUUCAUUUAAAUUUGUAUCUUUAA